Messenger RNA from Syngnathus acus (greater pipefish), 530 nucleotides. RefSeq names its product echinoidin-like. Lineage: Eukaryota; Metazoa; Chordata; Actinopteri; Syngnathiformes; Syngnathidae. Bases 1 to 342 code for a protein of 113 amino acids. The record is from RefSeq and is a predicted model, not a curated record. Gene Ontology annotation, molecular function: signaling receptor activity. The transcript is spliced from 4 exons.
AUGACGUCGGCAUGCGGUCGUGGAGGAAAGAGCGUCUGCAACAUUCUGGGUGGGAACCUGGUGUCCAUCCACAACGCCCUGGAGAAUUUUUUCGUUCAUCAACUGAUUCUAGGAGACGACCGCCCGGACGACGCCUGGAUUGGACUCCAUGAUGCCAUUAAUGCAGACGACGACUUCAUUUGGACCGACGGCACACUGGAAGAUUUCCUAGCUUUCACCGGCUCAGAGCCCGACGGCACCGGCAACUGCAUCCAGAUCAAUCAAAGCGAUGGAUGUUGGGCGGACAUGCUCUGCACGGAUGACCUUCCGUACAUUUGCAUAAGAGAGACAUCCGUGUGGUGAGCGCUGGCGGCCCCACCUCGCAGGCUUCGCCUCACCUCGCCUCACCUCGCCGGCUUCUGCGCUGCCCGAGAGCAAACGUUAGCCGUGUCUUUGAUUUUCCAGCUUGGCUUCUUUUCUCUUUCAUUUUGUUUUUCCCCAAAAAGUACAGCAAAAAUCAACUUUCUAAUAAAACAAGGAACCUGUCUGCA